GGGCCGGGCGUGGGGACACGCCGUUCCUCCGGGUUCCGAACGGGGUGGGGGGUGAGCUCCGGCUCCUCACUCGGCCCUGCACCUACUGGGCCCGGCACCGCUCACACCCCGUUCCCGCCCCUGCGCGAGGCCGCAGAAAGAGCCUGGCCAGGGCCUCUCUCUACUCCAUUUUGCCAGUUGUCUGAGAAGCCAAAAAAAGUUUCUAGAACUGCCAGCCCUUAAAAAAAAUGAAAAGGAAGAGAAGAAAUGGGAGCAGGCAGCCCUCGUCAGCAGACUGGGAGCCGCGUGGGCCCGGAGCUAUUUGCAUUCCGGUCUGCGGGGGCUCGGGGAUGCUGGUGACAGGCCUGGUUCCUGGUGGCUCGCCCCCACCUGUGGGCGUCGGGAAGGAUCCCUUCCAUCUCUCAGCGGCAGAGGAGGCCCUGGCAUCGUCCUGGCUGCAGCCGGGCAAUCCCAAGGAGUCCUGGUCACCGUCACCCCGCCGGGAGGGGCCACAAGGACCUGGGCCUCUGCCACCAAGCUUUGUCCCCUCUUGCUGUAGGGAGCCAGUGAUUCUCCUCCGACCUGAUGAUUGCUUGGUUUUUUUAAAGGGAGAUUUGAGGGGUGAGAAGUGCGUUUCUGUGUGGCUACUCCGGUCUGGUGUGCUGUGGGUCAUUGAAGGUGUGGCCUGCGUGGGUGCAGUGACGUUGGAUUGUCAGGUGGCAGUAGGGGAGCCCUGCUAUGUCAGUGCUAAUGAAAGAUGUUGGUUUGUUUCUGAAAUAAAGCUAAACAAGCCUGCACAUGCAGAGGCUUGGACCCUGGUAGAAACUUCCCUCUGCCGAUUUGUUUUGUUUUGUCAGGGGCUCAAAGGCCUACCUGCUCCACCCAAAAUGGCAGGUUCCAUUCUCCAAGAGCCAGUCAGGGACCACUCUCAUCCUCUAGUCAGUGAGGCCCCCAACGCCCUUCUUCCACCUGGACUGGUUCUCUGGCCCUUGCAGGGCCUCGCUGUCCUGCCCCAUUCCAGCUGCCUCCACCCCAUUCCAGCUGCCUCCACCCCAUCAGUCUCUGGGGUGUCUGCCCUUCUGGGGGUGGGUGCAGAUGAAGGUGCAAACUUCUCUGCUGCCCCCUGCCCCACACCUCCAAAAUAA
Messenger RNA from Mandrillus leucophaeus (drill), 1124 nucleotides. RefSeq lists its product as uncharacterized. The transcript has a single exon. The coding region runs from base 228 to 1124 and encodes 298 amino acids. The record is from RefSeq and is a predicted model, not a curated record. NCBI's taxonomy places the organism in Eukaryota, Metazoa, Chordata, Mammalia, Primates, Cercopithecidae.